This is a messenger RNA of Prorocentrum cordatum, 1377 nucleotides long. The record is from the annotation of a GenBank genome assembly. Lineage: Eukaryota; Dinophyceae; Prorocentrales; Prorocentraceae.
AUGAGCUGCUUCCUCGCGAGCCUCCUGGUCCUGGGGAAGCACAUGGCGACGGAGCACGUGCUGCGGCGCAGGGUGCUUGGGCACUUCCGCGCGGCGUGCCGCUUCCCGCCUGCGGUGGCCGCCCUGGGCGCCGUCCUCGGGGGGCGCCACAGGCAGCUACAGGAGGCCGACAAGGGCGCGCUCGCCUGCGCUGCCUUCAAGGUCUUCCGCGCCGCAGCGCCCGCAGAGGUCGGCGACGGCCGCGUCUUCGAGCAGUCCAGGAUCCUGUUCUCGAUGCUGGUGGGCCACUCUGCGAGCGGGGACGGCGAGGGCGAGCUCUGGAGGUCCGUGCGCCUUCCCGCUGGGGGUGCGGAGGCCGAGGAUGAGGAGGAGGAGGAGGAGAACGCGUGGCUGGACGCCGAGGAGCGAGGAGCUGCUGCGGAGUCUGGCGCUGGCUGCGAAGAGGUGGUCGGCUCCGCGUGGCUGGCCCGCCGGGCACCCUGGCUCCGGGCGGCGUGGCCCAACUGCGACGAGGUGUCCUUGUGGGUCGGCCCCGCGGGAGAGCCCGCCGCCGGGGCGCACGCGCGCUCGUGCCGGUACCCGUGGACCACGUUGCGCUCGGAGUGCGGCAAGGACGACGCCGUCCCGCUGAAGCUCGUUGCCACGCUCUCCCUGAUGCACGCUGCCCCGCCUUGCCUCACCCGGGGCGCGGGCGGUCGCGUGGUCGUCUUCAGGGGCAUGCCGCCCUGCUCGGUGGGGGAGGUCCUCCUCUUCGACCCCCUCACUGGUGAGGAGCGCGGGGUGGACCCGCAUAAGCACGCGCAGGAGCUCGGCCGCCUCCCUGGCUGCGAGGACGAGGAGGACGUCGACGCGCGCGGCGGGCUUCCGGCCAAGGAGGCGGUGAUCGUCUGCCUCGACACCUCCAAGUCCAUGUGUCAGGACACCGGCUUCCCCGAAGAAGGAGAUGAGGCAGCGCAGGAGGACCACCAGGGUCCCAGCGUGGAGGAAAACGGCUGGGACGAGACGCCUCCCGAGGACGACUCGCCGACGGCGCUUCUUGAGGCCCUCCGACGCUUGAGUGCCCACCCGAAUCUGGAGGACUUCCGCUGUGCGCUGAAGGCGGAAACGACGGCGGGGGGCCAGGAGACGCUGGCGCUGGUCCUGUUGCAGGCACGGUGGCGGAUUACGCGUGGAAGGGAUCAAGGGGCGCCAAGGCUGGGGGCAGAACGCCAUCCGGCUUUGCUCCCACCGCCGCGACGCCUUCGUGGAUGUCCUCCUUGGGCGAGGCCGCGGCUCCGCCCCGAGCGCAGGCCUGGACGCGAAUGGUCUGGAGGUGCCGGGCCACCUCCGUUGCCCGAUCACGCUGGACGUCAUGCAAGAUCCAGUGGUGGCCGAUGA